AUGGGAAAUGUUGAUAUGGCGCCACGUGAGAAGGCGUGUUUCAAGGGGCAUGCCUUCCAAGCUCUGGUUGACUGCUUUCAUGUCUUGCGUAAGAGUGAUCCUCCAUUCGUCCCGCCUGCAAUAUUUAUCAAGCAAGGACUUACUUCAUUUGUGACAUUUGUAGUUACCCAUUUCAAUGAUCCGAGGAUAUCAAGUGCAGAUUUAAAGGAUCUUCUUCUCCAGUCAAUAUCAGUCUUGGUGGAGUACAGAGAGUAUUUGGCAGCUUUUGAAAACAAAGAAGUGGCCAAACAGAGAAUGCCAAAGGCAUUAUUGUCAGCAUUUGAUAACCGAUCUUGGAUUCCGGUUACAAAACAUUAUUUUACGUCUCUGCAAAGGUUAUGGGUUUGGUUCUUCAAAGCAUCAUCCUCAGUUAUUUUCAGGUGA
Hibiscus syriacus is the source of this 423-nucleotide messenger RNA. RefSeq names its product E3 ubiquitin-protein ligase RKP-like. Gene Ontology annotation, cellular component: cytoplasm. The record is from RefSeq and is a predicted model, not a curated record. Lineage: Eukaryota; Viridiplantae; Streptophyta; Magnoliopsida; Malvales; Malvaceae. The transcript has 4 exons. Bases 1 to 423 code for a protein of 140 amino acids. Gene Ontology annotation, molecular function: ubiquitin-protein transferase activity.